Molecule: messenger RNA, 1230 nt
Organism: Caenorhabditis angaria
Lineage: Eukaryota; Metazoa; Nematoda; Chromadorea; Rhabditida; Rhabditidae
Source: the annotation of a GenBank genome assembly
AUGUCAGACGAAGAAGAGGAUAUGAUCUGUGACUUGCCAUCUGAUGCACCAACAAAAACGAGUAACGCUGGAGAUCUCCGAAAGCAAUUAUUAUCGAAGAAAGGUCUCCCACCUGCUCCAAGACCACCAAGAGGAGCGAUUCAUGAUAAUUCGAUUUUAUUAUGGGAUAAAUUUUUUGAUGAGAAGCGGGAGAUUGCUGUAAAUGAAGAUACUUUCAAUGUAUAUUUGAAGGGAAAGUCUGGACCGAUUUUUUACCUGCUUCACGGAGGAGGAUAUUCUGGAUUGACUUGGGCAUGUUUCACCGAACAAUUGACGAGUUCAAUCGAUUGUAGAAUUCUAGCUCCCGAUUUACGAGGACAUGGUGAUACAAAAUGUGAAGAUGAGGCAGAUUUAUCAACAGAACGACAAGUUGCUGAUAUUAUUUCGAUUUUUGAAAAGAUAUAUGAUUAUGCUGAUGAUAUUGAUGUUUGUAUAAUUGGACAUAGUAUGGGUGGAGCGUUGGCGAUUCAUACUGCUGCGAGUCACAAAUUGCGAGCAAAAAUUAGUGGACUUGUUGUGAUUGAUGUUGUUGAAGGUUCAGCGAUGGAAGCAUUGGGAGGAAUGGUUCAUUUUCUUCACUCAAGACCAUCGAUUUUUGAAUCUCCGGAAAGUGCGAUUGAUUGGUGUAUUAGAAGUGGAACUGUUAGAAAUCGAAUUGCUGCGAGAAUUUCAAUGCCUUCACAGGUUAGUAGAAUACGUUGAUUAUACAAAUGAUUGAUUUUUCUUUUUUCUGUCAUUCCUUCCAGUUCAGGUGAUUAAAUUUCCGAAAAAAAAACAUUUUUUCCGAAAAAAAAAUUUUAAUUCAGAUUCGUCAAAUUUCUGAAAACGAAUACGGCUGGCGAAUUGAUUUGACAAAAACUGAACAAUAUUGGAAAGGAUGGUUUCAGGGAUUAUCGGCAAAGUUUUUAGCGUGUCCAGUUCCAAAAUUACUGGUUUUAGCUGGAGUUGAUAGAUUGGAUAGGGAUUUGACGGUGAGUUUUUGUUCUAUUUUUUUUCUAUUUUAAAAAUAAAUUCCUUCAGAUUGGUCAAAUGCAAGGCAAAUUCCAAACGUGUGUUCUUCCUCGAGUUGGUCAUUGUGUGCAAGAAGACAGUCCUGAUCAUUUAGCUGAAGAGCUCACUCGUUUUGCUCUUCGUUAUCAAUUUGCUCAAAAACAGGAAUUUCACCAUUUUUCCAGCCCAGCGGACCUAUAA